AAGAUGGAGUGGGUGGUGAAGCGGAGGGCCGACGGAACGAGGUACAUCACCAGGAGGCCCGUCAGAAGCAGGAUACUGAAGGAGAGGGCCAGGCAGGUGGCAGAAGAGAGAUGCGGCAUCACAACUGACGACGAUGCAAUGAGUGAGAUGAAGAUUGGCAGGUACUGGUCGCGAGAGGAGAGGAAGAAACAUCUGGAGCAAGCGAGAGAGCACAAGAGACAGAAAGAGAAGUUCGAUUCAAUUCCUUCAAAACCUUUAUAA
Helobdella robusta is the source of this 261-nucleotide messenger RNA. RefSeq lists its product as hypothetical. The transcript has 3 exons. The record is from RefSeq and is a predicted model, not a curated record. The annotation marks the transcript as partial. Lineage: Eukaryota; Metazoa; Annelida; Clitellata; Rhynchobdellida; Glossiphoniidae.